UAAUGUAGGAGACACUUCACACUCUGAUGUCCAAUGGAUUGGUAACCUGAUCAGCCUUUGCAUUUCCUCUAUUCAAGCAGAACAUUUUAAUAUAGUAAAACAUGGUAAACUAUGAUUCACUCCCACCUCCCAUUAGUUCUUCUAACCCUUGUAUCAUUAUGUCUGCAUGUUUCCCCCUUGGGUCUACCAAAGGAGCCCUCAGCAGACGUCAAGCUGAUGACCGGAGCAGGAAAGAAGGACAAGAAGGCCGAUGAGGAGCAGCCUGCAGCACCUCCUGCAGCUUCAGCAGUGAAGGAGGAAGAGGAGUAUGUGGUGGAGAAGGUUUUGGACCGGAGAGAUGUGAAGGGAAGAGUCGAGUUCCUUCUGAAAUGGGAGGGGUUCUCAGAUGAGGAUAACACAUGGGAGCCGCAAGAAAACCUGGACCCCGACCUUAUCACUGAGUACAUGCAGAAACAUAAGGAGACGGAGGAGAAGAAGGAGGGCAAGAGGAAAGUUUUCAGUGAGGCAUGGGGAGACUCAGAGGAGCGAGGGAGCAAGAGGAAGAAGGAGGAGGAGCCCUCAGCAGACGUCAAGCUGAUGACCGGAGCAGGAAAGAAGGACAAGAAGGCCGAUGAGGAGCAGCCUGCAGCACCUCCUGCAGCUUCAGCAGUGAAGGAGGAAGAGGAGUAUGUGGUGGAGAAGGUUUUGGACCGGAGAGAUGUGAAGGGAAGAGUCGAGUUCCUUCUGAAAUGGGAGGGGUUCUCAGAUGAGGAUAACACAUGGGAGCCGCAAGAAAACCUGGACCCCGACCUUAUCACUGAGUACAUGCAGAAACAUAAGGAGACGGAGGAGAAGAAGGAGGGCAAGAGGAAAGUUUUCAGUGAGGCAUGGGGAGACUCAGAGGAGCGAGGGAGCAAGAGGAAGAAGGAGGAGUCUAAUCCGGACAAGGGACGCCAGUGGAUAUUUUUCCAUAUACGUACUAGACAACUACAACCCGCAGAGGCACUGGUAAAAGUUGAGCCAACCCUGGAGCAGAACUCCUCCUCUUCCAUUUUAUCACCAUCGCCAUUGCCUGCUGUCCUUGAAAACCCUGAAACCAACCCAUAUGCCAAGAAACGCAAAAAGAAAAGAAAGAAGAACCAGAUUCAAGCCCCCUCUACUACCUCUGCCAAAGUGUCCAGAGGUACCCAAACUGGACCAGAGGCCUCUACCCCUCAGAGACCUGAGGAACCAGAAGGACCAGCCUUCAAAAUCUACCGACUUGGUCAAGUAAAUGGAAGAUGGAAGCAAACCAAAAUUCACCCGCGUGCAACUGGGAAUCCAGGUAUGUGGAAAUACUUCACCCAUGUGAAGCCUGGACGUUUCCAACACCCUUGGAUGGUUCUCCCCACCAAAGAGAAUAUGGAUUACUUCACCCAGAAUUCCAUUUGUCUGAAGACAAUAAACUCUGACUCCUCUGCUGAAGGAGGACACAUCCCUGUUAACAAACAGUGGCAUGUGUUUACUGCAACAAGCAACAAGUUCCUGAUACUCACAGACUGUAACCAGGACCCAUUGGCAAUCAUCUUGGACCAGAUAAAAGUCUGAACAUUACAACCUUUUAUAUUUUCAAAGGAGGUUCAGUUGAAAACCCCAAAAAACAGCUAAAACUAUAUUGCUGCUUAAAAUAUAUGAAUCUCUACUGCAUUAUACAAAAUAUAUAGCAUGCUAUGACUAUUGCCUUAGCUUGUAGAAAGUACUGACAGAGGAAGAAGCCCAUAGUAGGUCAGCCACGGAUGUUAGAUUUCUAAAUGCAUAUAAUGUAUAACACAUAUGAGUUUCCUGUAAGCAUGUUCUGCAUUAUGGUGAACAAACCCUGCUGCGUCUGAGGGAGU
Perca fluviatilis (European perch) is the source of this 1853-nucleotide messenger RNA. RefSeq names its product chromo domain-containing protein cec-1-like. Gene Ontology annotation, biological process: chromatin organization; negative regulation of transcription by RNA polymerase II. Gene Ontology annotation, cellular component: pericentric heterochromatin. The transcript has 5 exons. Lineage: Eukaryota; Metazoa; Chordata; Actinopteri; Perciformes; Percidae. Gene Ontology annotation, molecular function: chromatin binding. The record is from RefSeq and is a predicted model, not a curated record. The coding region runs from base 112 to 1566 and encodes 484 amino acids.